Messenger RNA from Gongylonema pulchrum, 432 nucleotides. The record is from the annotation of a GenBank genome assembly. Lineage: Eukaryota; Metazoa; Nematoda; Chromadorea; Rhabditida; Gongylonematidae.
AGGAACAAAUUCUGUGACUAUGUAUUCAAUUAUGGCGGCUUCGACUACUGCUACCGUUUCAGCUACAUCAGCUCAACGAAAGAGUCCGGAAUUUUCAAGAACAUGGCGACUGUUGACCAGCUGUUCUGCCAGAAUUAUGCGGUCAGUGAGUGGCCAGUUGCCUCCAGUGUCACAUUUCGAAAUGAAGCGGAAUUCCGUUUUGUCAGAAAAAUUUAUCGAAUUUUUGACCGAGCAGUAAGUAUCGAUCGAAGUACACCACUGUUGAUCGGUCUAACGCUUAAAAAUGAUACAUUUAAAUGGGCCGACGGAUCGUCAUUCAAAUACGCCGGUUUCUUGAGUGCAAAAGUCGCUGAUACAUUGAUGGAAUACAGCGGAGAUGACUGCCGGCGCUUCUUCCUCUAUCGAGUACCAACAAGCUCGAUGAGCCUUUAG